AUGGCCUUUCACGUGGAUCGGCCGCCGGAGCCCCACCUGUGGAGGCUCCCUGCCGUGGCGAUGGUCCAGAGGCUGAAAGUUAAGGAGGUGACACCAAUUGAGGCGCUUAAUGCACUGGAGAAAAGGAUGAAGGAGGUGGACCCUGCCAUAAAUGCUGUCACUGUUAAGUGUUUCCCACGGGCGCGGAAAGCCGCUCAAGCACUCAUGGAGAAAGGCUUUCCAGUGGACCCCGGCCCCGGCUACCUGUAUGGUUUGCCAAUCGUUGUGAAAGACUUGCAUGCAGUUGAAGGGGUGCUUUUUACAGAGGGAUCGGCACUGUUUGCGAACCGCAUCGCGGAGGAAAACGACCCGCUUGUGGACGUACUGGAGGCAGCUGGGGGCAUUGUGGUGGGAAAAACUAACACACCUGAAUUUGGCGCCGGGGGAAAUACCUUCAACGAUGUUUUCGGGAGCACACUGAAUCCCUGGAAUGUGAGCCUGUGCGCUGGGGGCUCGUCGGGAGGCUCCGCAGCAGCUCUGGCGGCGGGUGAGGUGAGCGCAAACGGAACAUGCGCGCAAAUGCUGGCAGAAAUUUCGUCCUAG
Ostreobium quekettii is the source of this 582-nucleotide messenger RNA. NCBI's taxonomy places the organism in Eukaryota, Viridiplantae, Chlorophyta, Ulvophyceae, Bryopsidales, Ostreobiaceae. The record is from the annotation of a GenBank genome assembly.